AUGGCGUCUUCUUCAUUCAGAGAAUCUAUGAACUCACUCGGAUGGUCACGCCGUGACCCGGAUGUUCCGGUGAACACUGCUCAGCAAUCCGGCCUUCUAUCAUCCAUCAAAUCUUUAAAUCCAUUUGGCGACAGCGGCUAUGUCAGGCUUCCCACAACUGAAGGGCCUGGAGCACCUUUACCAGCUAGGACUCGGCGAGAAGAAGAGGAAGGAUGGUUUGCAUUGAGCAGAUGGGAUCGACUCCUGGUUUUCACAGGCUGUAAUCUUGGAGCACUUGCAUGCUUCGUUAUUUGCUUCGUUUUGUGGCCAGUGAUGAUGACUCGGCCAAGAAAGUUCGCGAUAUUAUGGUCGCUAGGCUCCCUUCUCUUUUUGUGUUCUUGGGGGGCAAUGCUAGGUCCCAUGAACUAUAUCAAGCAUCUGAUGUCAACGCCACGUCUGCCUUUCACAGGCGCAUACUUUGGAUCUAUCGGUCUUACUAUGUAUUUUAGUCUUGGACUUCACUCGACUAUUCUGACACUUAUAUCUGCUUUGGUACAAAUGGGCUGUUUGAUAUGGUACUUGGUCUCUUAUUUUCCAAUGGGAUCCAGUGGUUUGAGACUUGCUACAAGUUUCGGUGCCUCAAGAGCUGCCGCCUGGAUGACGGGAUAA
Messenger RNA from Glarea lozoyensis ATCC 20868, 648 nucleotides. RefSeq lists its product as uncharacterized. Gene Ontology annotation, cellular component: membrane. Gene Ontology annotation, biological process: vesicle-mediated transport. The record is from RefSeq and is a predicted model, not a curated record. The transcript has 5 exons. Lineage: Eukaryota; Fungi; Ascomycota; Leotiomycetes; Helotiales; Helotiaceae. The coding region runs from base 1 to 648 and encodes 215 amino acids.